GCAGGAGCCGGUGGGGCAGAAGGAGCGCAGGGGAGCCCCGUGGGGUGUCACGAGUAGGGUGGGACGGGACCGCGCUGCGCUCCUCCCCGAGGCAAUCCGAUUUGCCCUCCGGGCAGUGCCGUUACCCCAACUGCCCUGUGUCCUCCCCCACCCAGACCGCACCGUGUGGGCUGAGCUGGAGGGUCCUCAGGGUCAAGCAGGGCUGUGGGCUCUGAUCCCCACACCCACGGGUGCUCAGCUGGCCGCGUGCAGGCAGGACACCGAGGUUCUCCAGCUACACCCCAUGGCAGCCGCCACCACCUCCGUGUCCCUGCAUCAGAUCCUGCGCCCUGGCCCCACAGUGGUGCUGCAGAGAUGACGGUGCGGACCAGGCCGGAGUGUGCCCGGGCGCCCUGAGCGGGGCGAGGAUGCUGGCGGGGCGGUGGCGCCGGGAGGGGCGGCAGUGGCGGCGUGCCAAGCCGGCCGUGGUUGUCUGUGCCCUGUACGACUACGCGUACCGUGCUGAGGACGGGCGGCAGGUGGCCAUGGCUGCUGGCGAGCAGUUCCUGCUGCUCCACAAAGCCAACGAGGACUGGUGGCAGGUGAGACGGGCUGGCGAGCCCCACCGGGCUCGGCCCUUCUUUGUCCCCGCUGCCUACGUGGCUGAGCUGGACCCUGGUGACGCUGGGGGGUGGAGCACGCAGCCCCCCAGCCAGCCUGAGGACACAGGCCCGCGACAGCAUUGCUGCUCACUUGAGGACCUGCGUGGCCCCCCCCUGCGCCCCCCCCAGGAGGCCGGGCCGCCCCCCACGCGCUGCAGCAGCACCGGGCGGCUGGCAGAGGGGGCUGCGCCCGCGCGCCCCCCGGCCCUGCAGGAGCUGCUGGCCAAGGGCGCCGGGGUGCCCCCCCAGGGAGCCACCAUGAUCUACUCCAACCUUGAGGAGCUGCAGCGAGUGGGGGGCCGGGCUGAGCCCCCCUUGCCAACCAGCCCCCCCAUCCAGGUUUUGGGUGCCUGGGAGCGUCACCUGGACCCCAACACUGGGCGCUGCUUCUUCUACAACCCCCGCACGGGCGUGACCUCCUGGAAACCCCCCAGGCAGCAGCGGGAGCCGGCGGGCAUGGGGGCAGCAGGGGAAGGCGCCGACAGCGGGGUGAGCCGCGGCCGGACCCCCGCCCGCCCAGGGAUGGAGGACCGGACAGCCCCCCCCCAGCCCUCACGUGAGACCCCGCACUGUGCCCCUGCGCUGCCCACCGAGGUGCAAAGGGCCGGGCGGCUCAACAAGACCAAGAUCGCUGAGGGGGGAAGGAAGCUCAGGAAGAGCUGGGGGGUGUCCUGGGUGGUGCUGGCCGGGAACAGCCUCGUCUUCUACAAGGAGCCCAAGGGGCCAGCACCCGCUGCCUGGUGUCCCACCAGCAGCCGCCCCGAGAGCAGCGUGGACUUGAGGGGGGCCGCCCUGGACUGGGCCCGUGAGCUCUCCAGUAAGAAGAACGUCAUCCACCUCCGCACUGUGACGGGGAACGAGUUCCUGCUGCAGUCGGACCAGGAGGCCACCAUCCAGGAGUGGGCCCUGGCCGUGGCGCGGGUCAUCCGGCGGCUGGACGUGGAGAACCCCGUGGACGCACCCGCGGGUUGGCUGCACCGGGGAGACCUUUGGAACCCGGCGGAGCUCAGUGGGGACGAGGAUGAGGCACCACGGGCCGCUGAGGGCACCGGGGCUCCAGGUGUCCCCCACAACCCCAGCGCCUCCGAGAAGCAGCGGGUGAGGAGCAAGCUGAGGCGCUUCAUCGUCAAGCGGCCCUCGCUCCAGAGCCUGCAGGAGAAGGGGCUCAUCCGAGACCAGGUGUUCGGGUGCCGCCUGGACGCCCUGUGCCAGCGGGAGGGCAGCGCCGUGCCGCGCUUCGUCCGGCUCUGCGUGGAGGCCGUUGAGGAGCGAGGCCUUGACGUUGAUGGGAUCUACCGGGUCAAUGGGAACCUAUCUGUGAUCCAGAAGCUACGUUUUACUGUGGACCGGGAGCGAGCCGUGACCUCGGACGGGCGCUACGUCUUCCCCGAGCGGCUGCUCCAAGAGGAGCGGGUCAGCCUGGCGGACCCCGAGUGGAGUGACGUGCACGUGGUGGCUGGUGCCCUCAAGCUCUUCCUGCGGGAGCUGCCCGAGCCCCUGGUGCCCUACAGAGCUGCCGGGCUGCCAGGAGCAGGUGAAGCGGGUGGCCGAGCUGGUGCAGAGCCUGCCGGCGCCCAGCUACGCCACGCUGCGCUACCUGCUGGCUCACCUCUGCCGGUGAGGGGGCAGCUGUGGGGCGGGCUUAGAGCUGCCCCAGAGCUGGCUGGGCCGUGGGGUGGCGUGGGGCAGCUGCGGGGGGCGGCUGGUUGCCCUGGUACACAAGGGGAGGGGCAGGGAGGACUAGAGCCGGCCAGAGCGAUGGGACCAGACAUGGACCUCCUGGGUGACGGGUGGAGGACCCGGGCGGGAUGUGGUGCGUGGGACCGCCCCCAGCCCCGUGCGUGGAGGACCCGGGCGGGAUGCGGUGCGUGGGACAGCCCCCAGCCCCGUGCGUGGAGGACCCGGGUGGGAUGCGGUGCGUGGGACCGCCCCCAGCCCCGUGCGUGGAGGACCCGGGCGGGAUGCGGUGCGUGGGACCGCCCCCAGCCCCGUGCGUGGAGGACCCGGGCGGGAUGCGGUGCGUGGGACCGCCCCCAGCCCCGUGCGUGGAGGACCCGGGCGGGAUGCGGUGCGUGGGACCGCCCCCAGCCCCGUGCGUGGAGGACCCGGGUGGGAUGCGGUGCGUGGGACCGCCCCCAGCCCCGUGCGUGGAGGACCCGGGCGGGAUGUGGUGCGUGGGACCGCCCCCAGCCCCGUGCGUGGAGGACCCGGGUGGGAUGUGGUGCGUGGGACCGCCCCCAGCCCCGUGCGUGGAGGACCCGGGCGGGAUGUGGUGUGUGGGACCGCCCCCAGCCCCGUGCAUGCCCAGGGUGGUGGAACGGGCGGACGUUAACCGCAUGACGCGCCACAACAUCGGCAUCGUGUUCGGGCCGACGCUGCUGCGGCCGGAGCGGGAGCCGGGCAGCCUGGCCGCGGACGUGUCGCAGCAGACCCGGGCGGUGGAGCUGCUGCUGGCGCACUUCGAGCGCAUCUUCCCCGCAGCCCCCUGACGCUGGCCCGUGACCGCCAGCGAUGGCACCUGGUUGCCCGCGGCCCCUCCUGCCUCCCCAGCCCCCCGGCUGCGGUGAACGGCCGCGUCCCUGGGGCGGCCGGCGGCGCCCGCUCUGCGCGGGGCUGCGGCACCGGGGGCAAACACCUCCCGCUGCCUCCGUCCGGGCACACGGCCCCCCAAAGCCCUUCCCCCACCCCCGCCGUGCCCCGCGCCUCCCCCCAAAACCAUUACACUGCUGAUUUAUCUCUUAUUAAACGUACCCAUCGCCAUCGGACUUUA
Molecule: messenger RNA, 3411 nt
Organism: Columba livia (rock pigeon)
Lineage: Eukaryota; Metazoa; Chordata; Aves; Columbiformes; Columbidae
Gene: ARHGAP9
Product: Rho GTPase activating protein 9
Exons: 16
Coding region: 408-2981 (857 amino acids)
Biological process (GO): regulation of GTPase activity; signal transduction
Cellular component (GO): cytoplasm
Molecular function (GO): protein binding
Source: RefSeq, a predicted model, not a curated record